Molecule: messenger RNA, 3268 nt
Organism: Gymnogyps californianus (California condor)
Lineage: Eukaryota; Metazoa; Chordata; Aves; Accipitriformes; Cathartidae
Gene: CHRNA7
Product: CHRNA7 (exons 5-10) and FAM7A (exons A-E) fusion
Exons: 10
Coding region: 1-1509 (502 amino acids)
Biological process (GO): regulation of membrane potential; signal transduction; monoatomic ion transmembrane transport
Cellular component (GO): synapse; neuron projection; postsynaptic membrane
Molecular function (GO): transmembrane signaling receptor activity; acetylcholine-gated monoatomic cation-selective channel activity
Source: RefSeq, a predicted model, not a curated record
AUGGGCCUCCAGAAGCUGGCGGUGUGGCUGCUCGCCGCGGCGGGGCUUGUGCGCGAGUCCCUGCAAGGAGAGUUCCAAAGGAAGCUUUACAAGGAGCUGCUGAAAAAUUACAACCCUCUGGAGCGACCAGUUGCAAAUGAUUCCCAGCCGCUCACUGUCUAUUUCACUCUCAGCCUCAUGCAGAUCAUGGAUGUGGAUGAAAAGAAUCAAGUAUUAACAACAAACAUCUGGCUACAAAUGUACUGGACAGAUCAUUAUCUACAGUGGAACACGUCUGAAUACCCGGGAGUGAAGAAUGUCCGUUUUCCUGAUGGACUGAUUUGGAAGCCAGAUAUUCUUCUCUAUAACAGUGCUGAUGAAAGAUUUGAUGCUACAUUUCACACUAAUGUUUUAGUCAAUUCUUCGGGACAUUGCCAGUAUCUGCCACCAGGCAUAUUUAAAAGCUCAUGCUACAUAGAUGUGCGCUGGUUUCCAUUUGAUGUUCAGAAGUGUAACCUGAAGUUUGGAUCCUGGACUUACGGAGGCUGGUCCUUGGACUUACAAAUGCAAGAAGCAGAUAUAUCUGGCUAUAUUUCAAAUGGAGAGUGGGAUUUAGUAGGAGUUCCUGGGAAGAGAACUGAGAGUUUUUAUGAAUGUUGUAAAGAACCCUACCCAGAUGUAACAUUCACAGUAACUAUGAGACGUAGGACUCUCUAUUACGGACUCAAUCUUCUUAUUCCUUGUGUACUGAUAUCAGCACUUGCUUUGUUAGUUUUUCUGCUUCCAGCAGACUCGGGAGAAAAGAUCUCACUAGGUAUAACAGUUUUAUUGUCUCUCACUGUCUUCAUGUUACUUGUGGCUGAAAUUAUGCCAGCAACAUCUGAUUCUGUGCCCUUAAUCGCUCAGUAUUUUGCCAGCACUAUGAUUAUUGUUGGUCUUUCUGUUGUUGUCACUGUUAUUGUUCUACAAUACCAUCAUCAUGAUCCAGAUGGGGGGAAAAUGCCUAAAUGGACAAGAAUCAUCCUUCUCAACUGGUGUGCCUGGUUUCUGAGGAUGAAAAGACCGGGGGAAGAUAAAGUGCGUCCUGCCUGUCAACAUAAACAGCGUCGAUGUAGCCUAUCAAGUGUGGAGAUGAACACUGUGAGUGGACAGCAAUCCAGUAAUGGGAAUAUGCUAUACAUUGGGUUUAGGGGGCUGGAAGGGGUUCACUGCACACCUACAACUGAUUCAGGGGUGAUCUGUGGGAGGAUGACCUGCUCACCAACAGAUGAAGAAAACCUGCUGCACAGCGGCCACCCCUCUGAAGGUGACCCAGAUUUGGCUAAGAUCUUGGAAGAAGUCAGGUACAUUGCAAACAGAUUCAGAGACCAGGAUGAAGAAGAAGCCAUUUGCAAUGAAUGGAAGUUUGCAGCCUCUGUAGUGGAUCGGCUCUGCUUGAUGGCUUUUUCAGUCUUCACAAUCAUUUGUACAAUCGGUAUUUUAAUGUCAGCACCAAACUUUGUAGAGGCUGUGUCUAAAGAUUUUGCUUAACUCCUAACUACAAUCUGAUUCUCUGAAGUAUGAUAUGUAGCAUAUAAGAGUGUGGUUUUGUUUGAUUGCUUGUUUUUAAUGAGUAUACUGCUUCUCAUUGUCCGCUUUCUUUUGCCCACCCCCCCACCCCCCGCCCCGGUCCUGAGUUCCUUUUGGAAGAGUGGCACCAUUUCAGAAAGGAAGCCAAGGAUUUCUUCCUGGGCUGCCUGUGCGCAACUCCUCUGAGCACUCUUCGGUGGGAGAUGCGAAGUGGCUGCGAGUCCCUUCAGAAUGACAGGGUAUUGCACCACCGUCUCUUACAUAUUUUUGAACUGGCUAUUACAAAAUAACAGGUAGGCAAUGCCAGCAAUGUCACUUCUUCCAGACUUCGUUAUAAAAGAUAGAAGGUGGUCCAUCUUAACUAUUGGAAUGAGUGAUCGUAAACACUUAGUUUAGGAGAGCAUUAAAUCCAAGUAGAUGGAAGCUCAAACAGCAGAGAGAAAAGGGAGAAAUAGUUUGCUUUUCAGUUACUGCUUCUGAGUUGUGGUAUGUAGUUCUGCAGCUCACUCAUAACCAGUCAGACCCAUAACUCCCUCCAUGCACUUUAGAUAGAGCAUAUGUGACUUUACAGGAUUCUGAAUUUGUCUGGGACACCAGAAACCUGAAAGUUAAGAUGAUAUACCACAUAACUUGUCCUUCUAUAUCUUUCUGGAUUUGACCUAGAAGUUUGGCCUGAAUUCUUAAACAGGCUUCACAGUAUUUUUUUGCAGUGUUUACUACUUCUUCCUUCUCCCCAGAAACACAUUCUUUCAACAGAUGACCUUUUUAACUAUCAAAAAGAAAAUGAAGGAUUUAUGAUGCCUUUUUAUCCUCAUUUAAAAAAAAAAUUAAAAAAUACACACACUUCUCUCUUUCCUGUUAACCAGAUUCCAGUGUGGAAAACGUAACUCAGUGUCUUGUACAGGCUUAAGCAUAAAUGAAGAAUCUAAAGGAAAAACAAGCCAUUAAAUCCCGAGAUCAAGGUUUUAAUUUAAAAAUUAAAUGUUUGAUCUGUUGUAUGCUUAGCCUUGUAUAGACCUCUUUCUGUUGAAUCACCAUAACAUGUCUUUACAAGAAAACUGCACCUUUUCUGCUCAGUUUAUCAUCCGAAGAGCACUAAUGAAUAAUAAAGCUUUCUUGGGUCUGAUAAAAACUAUUAACUGUAUAUAUUUUUAUAUACACACUGCAUAUACGUCCAAGGAAUGGUUAAGACUUAAAUUCAAAUUCUCUUAAGUCCAAACAGACAUUUGCGAAGGCAAAACUAAUAGUUCACCACUUUAUGUUAUAUCUGAUUCUGAAGUUCUCCCAUCAAAAUAUGCUUAGUUUUCAUGUGACUUCGAUGUCUUAAUGAAAAGGGCUGAGCUGAAAACACCAGGACCUGAACCUUUGGGCAUACAAAACAGAUGAGAAUUAGUCUCUUGCUGGCACACCAGUAUUCCUGACCAGUGAUAAAAGUGGUAAAAGAUGUGGGGGAGGAUUACUUUAGCAUUGACUGCUUGCUUUAUCCUACAGAAUCCCGACUUUUUGGCUGAGGUCUUCAGAGACACAAAUGGAGGCCUGCUGUUGUACCAUGUUUUUACUGUGAAAUAAACUCAAGGCCUCAGUUUAUCUCUUAAGCUGGAUUAAAAUAAAAUGACUGAAAUGCUUAUUCUCCCUAGGUAACAAUUUCCUUUUCAGAGUCUGCUCUGCUGAAAGCAGGAGAAUCAAAUUUCAUGUAAACCAAGCCCAGAGUCACCACAGG